Molecule: messenger RNA, 4258 nt
Organism: Clunio marinus
Lineage: Eukaryota; Metazoa; Arthropoda; Insecta; Diptera; Chironomidae
Source: the annotation of a GenBank genome assembly
AGUCGCGUUUUAACAGCUGGAUAAAUUAGACGUUCUUGUCGUUUUAUUCUUGAUUAUUUUCUUACAAAUUAAUUAUGGAGAGGGAUUUGAACGAGCGAGAGAAGGCUGGCGUUCCAGACGCUGUUCUCUUGGAGGACUACACAAAUGAAAAUAUUUUCCUCGAGAAUUUGGAAAAACGUUUCGGCGAGAACAUCAUUUAUACCUACAUUGGUCAAGUGUUGGUUUCUGUGAAUCCUUAUAAGGAACUUCCAAUCUAUUCCGAGGAAGAUGUUCAAGCAUAUCGCAAGAAAUAUUUUUUUGAAGUGCCGCCUCAUGUUUUCGCUGUGUCUGAUAACGCUUUUCGAUUGUUGCUUGAAGAGAACCGCAGUCAAUGCAUAUUGAUUUCAGGCGAAAGUGGGUCAGGAAAGACAGAAGCGUCGAAAAAAGUUUUACAAUUUAUUGCUGCUGCUUCCGGGCACAUUGAAAGUGUUGAAUCGGUGAAGGAUAAACUUGUGCAAACAAAUCCAAUCCUGGAAGCGUUUGGAAAUGCCAAAACCACGAGAAAUAAUAAUUCCUCCCGUUUCGGAAAGUAUAUGGACAUAAAUUUUAAUUGGCAAGGCAUUCCAGACGGUGGAAAUAUUUUAAAUUACCUUCUGGAGAAGUCACGUAUUGUUCAUCAAAACAUAAAUGAAAGAAAUUUUCAUAUUUUCUAUCAAUUGAUAAGCGGAGCUGAUGACGCACUUUUAGAACAUUUGUAUUUAAAACGUGAUUUAAAUACUUACACUUAUCUCAGUAAUGGCGAUAAAACAUCAAAGUCGACUGAUAAGAAUCUUGACGACAAUGCCAAUUUUCGUACGGUGAUGCAAGCGCUAAAAACAAUCGAAAUGCCUGAAGAAGAGCAAAGAGAAUUGAUUGAGAUUAUUGCAAGUGUUUUGCAGCUUGGUAAUGUAACAUUUGGUGAGGAUGAGUUGGGAAAGGCGGUGGUUUAUGAAAAUGAAGCAAUUCAUGCUGUUGGGAAAGUUCUUGGAAUUGAUGAUGAGAAAUUGCGGCACUCGUUGACACAUCGAACGAUUGACGCUAAUGGUGAUUUAGUGACUUCUCCAUUAGAUCGUGACAUGAGUUUCUAUGCUCGAGAUGCUUUAGCGAAAGCUGUCUACACGAGAUUGUUUGAUUGGUUGGUGACUAGAAUUAAUCUUUCACUUCAAACCACUUCAUCGUUAUCGAAAUCUAAUACCAAUCAUGUUCUUGGUAUUCUCGAUAUCUACGGCUUUGAAGUCUUCGGAACAAACAACUUUGAGCAACUUUGUAUUAAUUUCUGCAAUGAAAAACUUCAACAACUUUUCAUUGAAUUAACAUUGAAGCAAGAACAAGAAGAAUAUUUGAGGGAAGGCAUCGAAUGGGAGCCUGUGAGUUACUUCAACAACAAAGUUAUUUGCGAUCUUAUCGAAGAGAAGCACAUUGGAAUCAUUGCUUUGAUGGAUGAAGAAUGUCUUCGACCUGGUGAUGCUACCGACUUGACUCUUCUUGAGAAGAUGAAUGAACGACUUACUGAUCAUCCACAUUACAUUUUCUCAAGUUCUCGAGCUAGUUUGUUGAUCAGAAAAUCUGUUGGAAUUAAUGAAUUUACUCUUCGUCACUAUGCUGGCGAUGUUAAGUACAACGUUGAUGGUUUCCUGGACAAGAACAACGAUUUGUUGUUCAGAAACUUAAAGGAAGCUAUGUCGGUGUCAGAAAAUGGAAUUAUGAAACUUUUAUUCCCUGAAAAUGAAUUUUUGAAGUCACGCAAACGUCCAAACACGGCAAUAACUCAAUUUAAGAAUUCAUUGAACAACUUAAUGGACAUUCUUGUGUCGAAAGAGCCUUCUUACAUUCGUUGCAUUAAACCAAAUGAUAUUCAAGGACCGAAUACGUUCGAUACAGAAAUUAUACGACAUCAGGUGAAAUAUUUGGGGCUGAUGGAAAACUUGCGAGUUCGACGUGCUGGUUUUGCAUAUCGUCGAGAUUACGAAGCUUUCCUUCAACGCUACAAAUGCUUAAGUAAACGAACAUGGCCAAAUUGGCAUGGACAACCGCGUGAUGGUGUUCAAGCGUUAAUUGAUGAUUUGAAAUAUGAUCGUGAAGAUUAUCGCAUGGGAAAGACGAAAAUAUUCAUUCGACUUCCUAAAACUUUGUUUGCAACUGAAGAUGCUUUCCAACAUCAGAAAAAUUAUGUUGCAUCGAAGAUUCAAGCACGAUGGAAGGGACGAAAACAACGAGAGAAAUAUUUGAAGAUUCGUGCAGCUAUUAUCAUUGUGCAAGCUUUAGUGAGACGUUUCUUAGCAAAGAAACACUUGGAGCAGCGUAAAAAGGCAGUCACUCGUGUUCGAUUCUUCAUUAGAGGAUUUAUCACAAGAAAUGAUCCACCAAAUGAAUGCAACGCUGCCUUUAUCAAGACUGUUAAGCAACAUUGGUUGAUUCGUUUAUCAAAACAGUUACCCAAGAGUUUCAUGCUUCAUACUUGGCCAACACCUGCACCACAUUGCCAAGAACCUUCUGACUUACUAAAGCAAAUGCAUUUACUUCAACUUGCACGAACUUAUCGUCUUUCUCUUAAUGAAGACCGCAAGAAACAAUUCGAGAUGAAGGUUCUUGCUGAAGAUCUUUUCUUGAAUCGAAAGAAGAAUUACCAAGAAAGUGUUCCCAAUUGGUUUAUCAAUGAGCGACUGACUGAACAACAGAAAGUUAAUGUUAAUAACUUUACGAAAAAUUCACAAUUUGGAGAGAAAGUUAUUUACACAACAAAGUGCAUGAAAUACGAUCGACAUGGUUACAAGCCACGUGAAAGAAUUCUUAUCAUUGGCGAAAGAAGCUUUUUCCUACUCGAUGCGAAGUCUUUCAAGCAGAAGCAUCGCAUUCCUUUGACAAAGUUACCAAAAAUUGUGCUGACAAAAGAGAGAGAUGGAUUGUUGUUGAUUAGAAUUCCACUUGAACUAAAGAAAGAUAAAGGUGAUCUUAUCUUAGAUAUUCCGGCAGUUAUCGAGUGUGCUGUGUGGUUUGUUAUGGCUUCGAAGAAAAAUGAUAUGGUCGAGAUAGUCGACAGCACAUCAUUUUCACACAACAUGCUAUCAGGAAAGUCAGGAACAAUUCAAGUUGAGAAAGGAACUGCUCCGAUCACGACAAUAACUCGUGCCAAAUCAGGAAACUUACUUGUGAUUGCAGCUCAGAAAAUCAAAAUGGGCAAGCAAACAAAAUGUUCAGACUUGAAUCUCAACGACUCGGGCUCGUUUUUCUUCUGGGGAUUAAUCGCUCUGUUAUUUGUUCUUGUCGUUGGAAACUUCAUUAUAACUUUGACAAUAAUUUCGUUCUUUAAGAUCGGAAUGGGCAUGGAAUCGAUUAAGUUAAUUCCGGAACUAAAGGCAAUUAAAUUUUACGGAGUCACAGACUUCAAUAAAGUAUAUAAAAAAGACGGUCUGAUUGAGAGUUUUCGUGAAUCGCCAGCAGUCAUUGAAUCUGACAACAACUUCAUCAAAUUCAAUUUAAUUGAUCGAAAAGGUCAAUUAACGAAUCGAUUUAUGAUGGGAUCAAAUGGAACUGAAUUGAAAGCCGUAAAUGUUGUAAUGAUUCGAGAUCCCGUCACGAAUCUUCCAAUUUUUUCCACCUCAAAACUCAAAUACAACAUGGCAAAGCCAUCAAAGAAUCUCGAAGCGAAUAUUGUUCAUGUUGCUGAAGUUGUGAGUCCCAUCGACAAAAAACUCGAAUUUCAAUCGAUCAACAUGUUCAUACGAGGUAUCGAGGGCACAAGAAUUGAAGGAAAAGAAAUUUUUGUGUCAUCAGAACAAAAUAUCUUCCUCAAAUCUUCAAAUGGAUCAAUUACAUUUAAUGCACAAAACGGAGUAUACAUCGAUAUUGAUAGAAUUCCUGUUGCACCUGAUGUCGAAUACAACCAAGUCAGAAACGAUCUGCAAUAUAAAUUGUGUGUCUGUUAUCCAAAAGGCGCAUUGUAUCGAGUCGCAUUAUCGAAACUUCAUGGCAUUGACGAUCCAUGUCGUCACUUUGAUAAACGACAAUAUAAUCCAUGUGUUUAAAUAACGCACAAUUAGGUACUUGAUCCCUUCUACGCUAAACUUAUCCUACUCAUAUCAAUUAACCUUAAGCACGACUUAUUGUAACGACAAAAAUCAUUUGAGAAUGUUUGAAGCAUUUGUUCACAUAUCUCAAGGAUUCUAUUUAAGAAAGCAUUUUGUAGUUGAAUGUAAAGGAAUUCUAAUAAUUAGUUCGAACCAAUAAAUAUCGUUUUUGA